Molecule: messenger RNA, 636 nt
Organism: Neocloeon triangulifer
Lineage: Eukaryota; Metazoa; Arthropoda; Insecta; Ephemeroptera; Baetidae
Exons: 5
Coding region: 121-597 (158 amino acids)
Molecular function (GO): NAD+ poly-ADP-ribosyltransferase activity
Source: RefSeq, a predicted model, not a curated record
UUUAAACUGUGAGCAACCCAAGUCCUCCUUUAGAAAUCUGCUCUGGCUCAGAAAGUGAACAACUGGCGGCAGCGGCGAUUAAUUCUUUGAGAAACCUGUGGAAAAAAUUAUCGUGGAAAAAUGACGUAUUUCAGAAGGAGCUCCAACUGGUACGAGGGAUUCAGACUGGUUGAGCUCGAUGAGCGGAACGAGAAGUUCACCAAAGUCAAGGAAAAAGUGGCCGGCGCCCUGAAAAUCAGUAAGGUGUACGACAUCCACAACAGUACAACUUACGCCGCUUACGUGGCGACCAGAGAUCGCAUCCGCCGAGAAAGUGGCACCUUUGACAGGGUCAGUGAGCGCUACCUUUUCCACGGAUCGCCCUACGCCAAAGAGAUUGCUGAGAAGGGAUUUCACAAUCAACGUACCUUCUUUUCUGACAAAGCAAGUUACAGCGACAGUUACGCCAGGAAGAAUGGCAGCCGAGGAACCUUGUACAUGCUGGUGUGCAAAGUGGUGCUCGGAAGGAAUACUGAUCAUGGUCACUCUGGUGAUGAAUUCCACAUCAAUGAUGCCACUCAGGCCUUCCCGAGCUUCCUCAUCGAGUAUGACCCUUAGGAAAGUGACCUUCAAGCAGACCUCGUAGAAGGAAAAGAU